AUGGCGCCGCCGGACAGCGCAGACGCGGCGGCCGAGGCGACGCUGAUCCGGCGCGUGCUCUUCGCUGCCGCGCCCGCGCUGCCCGCCCCCAUCCUCCUCUCCUCGCCCGGCCCGCUCGACCACGAGGCCGCGCUGCUGCUGGCGCACGGCCUGCGCGCGGCCGUGCUGCCGUGGUACAGCCGCCUGACGCCGGACCGCGAGCUGCUCACCGUCAUCAGCGGUGUCUUCGCAGCCGUCCUCGAGCGCAUCGGCCAGCGGCUCGGCAGCACCGACGGCCAGGCGGCGCUCGCACGCUUUGUUGGCGAGGAGCUGCCCGCGCUUGUGGCUGCCCACAUCGAGGACGUACGCGCGUGCGAGGCCGCCGCCGGGACCGCAGCCGCCCAGCACGCCUCGCUCGCCACGCUCUACCUCUCCCGCGCGCCACAUCCGGCGCUGCGCGUGCAGCCCGGCACGGGCGAGCCGCUCGUUGACGGCGCGUAUCUGCGCGCACUCGUCGAGGCGCUGCUCGAGGCGCUGCUGCCCGCGGAGCACUGGGCGAGCGAGUGCGAGCGCUUCAUCGUGCGCGACGUCGUGGUGGGCAUUCUGCGAGGGAGCGUGCUGGGCCGUUGUACGCGGCCGUGGUUUCUCGUCGAGACGGCGCACAAGCUGCUCGAUGCGCGGGCGUCAAAGGCAGACGAGGUCGCUGGCACAUCGAAGACUGCCACUGGCUUCAGCGUCGUCGCUGCGCUGCACAGGCUCGUGUCGCUCGCGCUGCUCUGCCUCUCCGUGCUACUCCCGCCCCUGCUGCGCGCAUACGUCGAGCUCUUUACGCCGGCUGAGACGCAGCACCGGCGGAGAGCGCGCAGGAGACGCAGCAACAUCGGUGCGCUGACGCCCGGCGGACCAGCAUGGAUCGCAGAGGCCGACGAGCCAUCAAUGGCGCCGCAGCCAGCCACGCGAUCGGCCCAGUCUGCACCGCUGCUGCGCCUGCCGCCGCUGCUCUCGCUACUGAGCGUCAUGUUCGAGCUGAGCAACCGCGCGCUCUCGCGGGCUGCGCUGCUGCUGCUCCAUCUCGCCGGCGACCUCGGCCUAGCCGGGCUCGUGGAGACCCGGAUCGACUCUGCGAUGCGCCACGCCGUCGAGCCGCACCGCCUCGCACCCGUCGUGCGGGCCGUGCGCGAGGCCGCUCUGCCAGGCGGACAGCUACCGCCACCGGCGCCGCCCGACCCGACGCCGGCGCAAAGGAGGCGAGACUAUGCUCGGCUGCUGCCGCGUCUGUGCGCCGCCAUGCCAGCCCCGGUCCGCGCUCUUCUCCUCGGCGUCCAGCCAGCAACGCAAGAGGCCGCCUUGGCGCGCGCCGUCGGCCCGUUCAUGGGCCCGCCACCGGCGCCACACUCACCCGACGAGCACUGCUCUGGCCUCGCGGAGCUGGCCAACGUCCGCCUGUACCUGGCCGUCCUCGAGCGGCUAGCCGUGCUGAUCGACCCAGCUCUCGAGGAGACAGGACUUACCGCCGCUGCAUGA
Molecule: messenger RNA, 1503 nt
Organism: Tilletiopsis washingtonensis
Lineage: Eukaryota; Fungi; Basidiomycota; Exobasidiomycetes; Entylomatales
Exons: 2
Coding region: 1-1503 (500 amino acids)
Cellular component (GO): intracellular membrane-bounded organelle
Molecular function (GO): phosphatidylinositol binding
Source: RefSeq, a predicted model, not a curated record